Messenger RNA from Nerophis lumbriciformis (worm pipefish), 1017 nucleotides. Lineage: Eukaryota; Metazoa; Chordata; Actinopteri; Syngnathiformes; Syngnathidae. The record is from RefSeq and is a predicted model, not a curated record.
GACGACCCAUACGACAUUGGCGCGCGGAUUGUGAGGGGCUCUCUCCGGAGGGCACGGGUAUUUCGGGACCGCCAGAAUCCGCUGGCGUACCCGGACGAUGUACUCCACGAAAGAUAUAGAUUUUCAGCUGAGGGACUACGUUACCUGUGCCAGCUGAUCGAGGCGGACAUAACUAAUGUAACCCGCCGAAGUCAAGCCUUCACAACCGCGCAAACUGUGUGCCUGUCCUUGCGCUAUUUUGCCAGCGGACAAUAUAUGUAUUCCAUUGGUGAUGCUGAACAUCUGAGUAAGAACACUGUAUGCCGUGCAAUUCGGAAAGUGGUACUUGCUCUUGCUAAACUGGUGGAUGCAUUUGUCGUGUUCCCUGGCCAUCUAACUGCACUUCAAAUCAAAGAAGGCUUCUAUGCAAUCGCGGGUUUCCCAAGAGUAAUAGGAGUCAUUGAUUGCACCCACAUCCCCAUUAGUGCAUCCCUGGGAGAGCAUGAGGGGGAUUUUGUGAACAGGAAGUCCCAACAUACCAUAAAUGUGCAGAUGACAUGUGAUCACCAGUACAUGGUAACAAGUUUGGAUGCAAGAUGGCCAGGGUCUGUACAUGAUGCUCGCAUUUUCCGGGAAUCACUACUUUCACAGGGAUUCCAAGAAGGGCGUUUUGAUGGAUUACUGCUGGGGGACCGUGGCUACCCAUGUCAGAAACACCUGAUGACACCAUUUGCAGACCCCCAAUCAAAGGCUCAGAGAACCUUCAACCAUGCCCACAGUGUCACCAGGGUCAGAAUGGAGAAUACAUUUGGCAUUUUGAAGGCCCGAUUUUCAUGUCUUAAAGGCCUUCGCGUGAAGCCUGCGAGGGCCUGCCAGACAAUAGCAGCAUGUGUGGUACUGCACAAUAUAGCCACAAUAAGGAAAGAGAGAGUACCAGUUCACAAUCCUCUCCCCCCAGAUGUCACUGACCCCAUGACCCUUGACCAUCCCACAGGACGUGCAGUGAGGGAUGCAAUUGCCGAACAAUUCUUCAAUUAA